Messenger RNA from Fonsecaea pedrosoi CBS 271.37, 1632 nucleotides. RefSeq lists its product as uncharacterized. The transcript has 3 exons. The record is from RefSeq and is a predicted model, not a curated record. The coding region runs from base 1 to 1632 and encodes 543 amino acids. NCBI's taxonomy places the organism in Eukaryota, Fungi, Ascomycota, Eurotiomycetes, Chaetothyriales, Herpotrichiellaceae.
AUGAAAUCCCCUGUCGUUGGAGCUGCGGCUUUGCUUCUCCUCAGCACUUUUACAAAGGCUCAGAAUUCGUCCUCAAACGUCCCUGUCAUCGAUCUCGGGUAUGUGAAAUACAGUGGCCAUCAGAAUGCCACCGCAGGCAUCAACUACUACCGUGGCAUCCGUUAUGCUGCCGCCCCUACAGGUGAACUGCGCUGGGCGAAACCUGUGCCAAUUGAGUCUAUGAACAACUAUAACGGCCAGACCAUCAAUGCUUCGACCCUUGGCCCGGCAUGCUAUCAGUCGUCUGCGAGGUCUACUUAUGCUACUCCUUCGGCUCCACAGGGGCAGUCAGAGGAUUGUCUGCUCCUCGAUGUGCUCGUGCCGUCCAAGCCUGUCUCAACAGCCUUGCCUGUACUCUUUACCAUACAUGGCGGUGGCUACGUUGGGGGCAGCGCUCCGUUCUCUUAUCCAGGAGAUGCCCUGGUCAAUCGGUCUGACGGCAACAUCAUCUUCGUGGGUAUUCAAUAUCGUCUGGGAAUGUUCGGAUUCAUGGGCGGAGACACCAUUGCUGAGAAUGGUGCGCUGAACGCCGGUCUGCUUGAUCAGCGAGCUGCCAUGGACUGGGUCCAGCGGAACAUCCGUGCCUUCGGUGGUGAUCCAGGGCGUGUCACCAUUUGGGGAGGCUCGGCAGGUGGAGGCAGCGUAUCAUGUCAGCUCAUCGCCAAUAGUGGUUCCGAUUUCCCUCCUUUCGCGGCCGCAAUCGCAGAUCAUCCCUGGUGGCAACCCUUUGCCAACAAGAGCACCCAGAACACCCAAUUCAAUACAGCUCUGAAGCUGUCAAACUGCACGGACAUCAAUUGCCUUCGAGGACUGUCUUCUACUACGCUGGGAAACCUGAACCAGGCAGUGAUAAAUGCAACGUACCCGGGGCCCGACAAUGCAUAUGGUGUCUACUACUGGGGGCCAGUGGUGGAUGGGAAGUUUAUCCGCGAUCUGCCUGACCAAGAAUUUGCAAAGGGCAACUUCUACAAGGUGCCCUUGAUCACCAACCGCGAUGCUUUUGAAGGAUAUACCUUCUCGAACAUGACCCAAACGUCGCAGGUGGACGAAACGAUUGAUGCCAAAGACCUCUUUCCCUCGGCCGGACCGUCAUUUUUCUCGCGUCUCUACUCGCUCUAUCCUCGCAGCGACUUCAACAGCACCUUCUACCAGCGGCAGACCUGGUUCGGGGACUUUAUCAUCAAUUGCCCGACAUACUACAUGGCUUCGUCCAUGGUUGACUCGCUUUCCAACAACUCUGCAGUGUUUAAGCUGACGUUCGCCGCCGGAAGCGAGCUCCAUGGCGCGACCAAUCCGUUCAUCUCGUCCAAUGUGACCAACUACCCCGGCGCGAACAACCUGACCCUGGCGCAUAUCAUGACCAGCUACUGGGUGAGCUUCACCGUCUUCCACGACCCGAACCCCUUGCGCACUGCCGGCGCGCCGUAUUGGCCGAGUUAUAUCUCGGGAGCGCCGGGAACGACGGCCAAUGGUGAAGGUGUCGGCUUCACGAUCCAGGCUGUCACGUACAACAGUAUCAGCGCGACGCGCGAUCCCGAUGCGGCGGCGCAGUGUGACUUUUUCAACUCCCGGGGAUGGCAGAUCUGGAAUUAG